Messenger RNA from Echinostoma caproni, 675 nucleotides. The record is from the annotation of a GenBank genome assembly. NCBI's taxonomy places the organism in Eukaryota, Metazoa, Platyhelminthes, Trematoda, Plagiorchiida, Echinostomatidae.
AUGUGUCGGUUGAUCAUCACGGAGGCAGUCAUUGUGAUUCUAUGCUGUUUGCUUCCGAAUGUGGUACAGGCAAAGUUAGACAAAGUUCGUCUGAACAAAGAUGGUUAUUUUGUGGAUGCCAGUAACAGGGUUCUUCUCUUCCACGGAUUCAACUCAGUCAACAAGGGACCACCGUGGUAUAAUGAACAGAUGACCAACCGUACACAACUGCAAAUGUUCCAAUCAUGGGGAAUCAAUGUGGUUCGUCUGGGCAUCAUGUGGUCCGGGGUGAUGCCCAGUAAGGGAACUGUGAGUGAAGAAUAUUUGCAACAGAUGGAAGAGAUCGUCAAAGCAUGCGAUGAAUUCGGUAUCUACGUGUUGCUGGAUAUGCACCAAGAUGUGCUAUCGACUCGAUUUGGCACUUACGAUGGGAUACCGACGUGGCUGGUUGAUGAGCUACCAAAACCACCGGCCAACGUUUCCUAUCCUUGGCCUUAUCCGAAAGUACCUGACAGAUGGUAUGACAAUUAUCUAACCUAUGCGUGUGUUAACUGCGCGGAACAGCUGUACACCAAUGUGUCAGGGACAUGGGAAUAUUGGGGCCAGUUUUGGGAGACAGUGGCAAAACGAUUCUGCAAAUAUUCAAACGUGAUCGGGUAUGAGCUGAUGAAUGAUCCACCACCGAGUAAUUUUUAC